Messenger RNA from Drosophila mojavensis, 2789 nucleotides. RefSeq names its product mediator of RNA polymerase II transcription subunit 15-like. The record is from RefSeq and is a predicted model, not a curated record. The transcript is spliced from 2 exons. Lineage: Eukaryota; Metazoa; Arthropoda; Insecta; Diptera; Drosophilidae. The coding region runs from base 165 to 2084 and encodes 639 amino acids.
CAUCUGCAACAGCAGCAACAGCAACAGCAACAACAACAACAAACACGAAUACAACAACAAGAACAACAAAUUUAACAUUACACAGCAGUAGCAAUGCGUCGGCAGCAGUUACAACAACAGCAGCAACUGCUGCAGCUGCAGCACUAAGUACAACAAGUGCAACGAUGAACAUUAAAGCAGCAGACGAAGCUGUAACGGUAACACAAACAACAGCUUCACCUGUAACAGCAGCAACAGCAGCAACAACAACAACAACUACAACUACACUAACUGCAACAGUGGCAACACCUACUGUUGCAACAGCAGCAGCAAGAACAACAACUUUUGCAACAAACAUAGUACCCGGACCCGUGGCAACAACAACAGCAAGAACAAAUGAUACAAGUGAAUACAGAAAUGCCACCGCCAACACAUAUUCCCGACUGCAACAGCAGCAACAGCAACGAUUCCGACAACAACGGACACAACAAUGGCCGCAACAAUGGCAACAGCAACCACAUCGACGGCAAUUGCCCCAGCAACAGCAGCAGCAGCGUCGACAGCAAUACUUGCCGCAGCAACAAGAGCAAUUGCCACAGCAGUAUCAGCCGCGUCGUCAGCAAUACCCUCCGCAGCAACAGCAGCAAUUUCCACAGCAACAGCGACGCCCGCUAAAUGUGUCGCGGCAACAACAGCAAUUGCCGCAACGACAGCGUCAGUCACAGUUGCAUCCAGAUCAAACUCCACCAGAUGUGCUGUACGAGCGUUUGCAACAAUUGUUUGUUCCGCAGGAUCAAUUGCCGCAACGGCAACAACAACAAUUGCCACAGCAGCAAGAUGACUUGUGUGUUGCACAGGAGCAAUCGCCGCAACAACAGCAGCAACAAUUGCCACAACAGCUGCAGCAGCAAGAAUUGUUUGUUCCAAACGAAGAAUUGUCGCAACAAGAAGAAUUAUUUAUACCACUGGAACAAUUGCCGCAACAACAGCAGCAAGAAUUGUUUGUUCCAGAGCAACAAUUGUUUGUCACACAGCAACAAUUGCCGCACCAGCAACAAUUGUUCGUUCCACAACAGCAACUGCUACAGCAAAGCGGAUGGCAAGUGGUAAGCCCGGAAAUGCUGGCACAACAACAAUUGCUGCAACAGCAGCUGCUGCUGCAGCAGGACUUGGAACAGUUGCCACAACAGCUAGACCAAAUGCUGCAACUGCAACAACCGAUGCAAAUGCAGCAGCAGCAACCUGAACCCUUCCAUGAGCACCAAUUCCCUCAACAACAACAACACCAACAACCACCACCAGUACUAGAGGAACAGCCUCCAGCACAGCUUCCACCUCAACCGCCACCGCAACCCCUCCAGCUGCUUCCUGUGCCUGCCAGCGCUUUGCGGCCCGUUUACGCAGUGGAUAGCAAUGGCUAUUUGGUUCCCACACCCUAUGCCCUAGUUCCCGCCCAGUUUGUGGCCCAAGCGGGGGCAACAACAACAACGACGACUACAACCACAACAACAACCACUGCGAUGUAUGGCGUCAACUGCGGCUACUAUAAUUACGCGAACGCAAGCAUUGUGAAUAGCUUUGUUAACUAUGAUCACGACGCGAGUCAGAUGUGCGCAAUGGGCAUGGUCUAUGUCGAAUACAAAUGUGCCUCACCCGGCGAGGUGGCGGUAACAGCUGCCGCCGCAGCAGCAGCUGCUGCAGCCUUAGCACAGACGCAGGCGGCAGCUUAUGCGAUCGCGCAGGCGCAUGCACAGGCGCAUGCGCGAGCACAGGCAGUGGCGCGGGCGAGGGUGCAAGCGGAAGCGGAGGCGGAGGCGGAAGAGGAGUCGCAAAUCGAAACUGAUGAAGAAGAGCGAACAGAAGCAGAAGAGGAAGACGAAGAGGAACCGGAAGCGGAUGACGAGGCAGAAGCCGAAGAAGAGGCAGAAACUGGAAAUGAGGCAAAAUCAGAAUCAGAGGCAGAGUCAAGAGCAGAGGCCGAAUCAAAAACAGAGGCAGAGUCAAGAGCAGAGGAUGAGGUAGAAGGAGUGCAAUUGGAUACGGAAGCGGCAAAUGCUGUCUCAGAAGUCGAGGAUGAGACAACAACAGAGGAGAAGUUGCAAUAAAAUAGCGCCACACGUGAAGGCGGUGGCACUACUUGGAACAGAUAAACGUGCAAAUAUGUAGAAUUAAUGUCGGACGAGGAAUAAGUAUAGAAAUUUCAAGUGCAAAUAGCAAACAUUUACUAUGUGUCUAGUGUAAUAAUUGUUGUUAUCGUUGUUGCUGUAGUUGUUGUUGUUUGUGUUAAAACCAAAAUGAAUCUAAAUGCUGAAUGUAAGGAAAACCAAACUAUAGAAAUACGAUAUAUGCUACAGAUUAUAUAUACAGAUACGAAUACUUAUAUAUAUAUAUUGAUAUAUAUAUACCUUCAAAUAUAUAUAUAUAUAUACAUUGAUAUAAGAGAAUGCAGAACGAAGUCAAGAAAUGGAAAUGAACUAAAUGAAAACAUUUUACAAGAUGUGGCUGUAAUAAGAGAUAUGUCUGGAAUGAAGGGCAUAUGAAAUGAAUUCAUAUAUAUAUAUAAACGUGUAUAUUUAUAUAUGUAUUUAACCACAUAUGUGUGUGUGUAUAUAUAUAGAUUGAACUAUAUAUAUAUAUAUAUCGGAAUGUGUGUAUAUCAAGAAACUGAACUCAAUAUAGCAAUUGGCAAGAAGCGAGAAGAAGCAGAAGAAGAAGCCAGAAGAGCAGAAUACACACAAGAUAGAUAAACUGAAUGCAAAGCAAAUACGUUUACACACGAGCUUAAAAAAUGAUGUAUAGACAUACACAUA